Messenger RNA from Rhododendron vialii, 2815 nucleotides. RefSeq lists its product as uncharacterized. The coding region runs from base 198 to 2525 and encodes 775 amino acids. NCBI's taxonomy places the organism in Eukaryota, Viridiplantae, Streptophyta, Magnoliopsida, Ericales, Ericaceae. The transcript is spliced from 13 exons. The record is from RefSeq and is a predicted model, not a curated record.
CCGCCGGUACUAUUUCCUCUCUCACCACAUUUCCCUUUCUCUCUCCUCCUCGAACCCACACUUUAUAUCUCUCGUCUGUCUAUUUGCCAAACCAAUAAACACACAACGCCAAAAACAAUCAACAACAUAAUAAUCAGCCAAGCGCGACACUUAUCGAAUCCAGACUUUACAAGCUAGCGCAACAAUCUCUUCUUCAUAUGGCGGACGAGUUCUCGAGAUCAGUGGCAGUCGGCCUAAACCUCUCGAAACGGAUCUACUACGGUAAAGACCGGUCUCUAUUGCCCCCGGAGCUGCCGAAGGCGAUGGAGAGGUCGGAGAGCUUGCUUCCGACUGCUCCGAUGGUGUACGCGGUGAUAUCGGAGCCAUCGGUAGUGGAUAAUCCGGAUAUCCCGAGCUACCAGCCGUACGUUCUCGGCCGGUGCGAUCCGCCGGCGUUGAUUCCGCUGCAUAUGCACGGGAUUGCGGUGGAGGUGGAUUGUUACUUGGAUACUGCUUUCGUUACGGUUAGUGGGACGUGGCGAGUUCAUUGUGUUAUGGCGGGGCAAAGCUGUGAUUGUCGUAUUGGGAUACCGAUGGGCGAGCAGGGUUCAGUUCUAGGUGUCGAGGUGGAUGAUGGUACAAGAUUAUACCAGACCCAACUGAUCACACUGCAAGAUACAAAAGAUGUAGAAAAAGUCGCAAAGGCCAAAGACGGGUUUUACCUAAAACGACGAAUAUUGACGCUAAAAGUUCCCCAGGUUGAAGGGGGGUCAAAUCUUUACAUGAAAGUGAGUUGGUCUCAGAAGUUAUUAUACCAAGAUGGUCAAUUCUGCCUCACUCUGCCGUUUAGUUUUCCAGCUUAUGUCAAACCUGUAGGUAAGAAGAUCAUUAAAAGAGAAAAGAUAGUGUUGUCAGUGAAUCCUGGCACUGGGAAAGAAGUUUUAUUGAGGAGCAGUAGCCAUCGUCUUAAGGAAGUAACUCGGCAGGUUGGGAAACUAGGUUUCUUAUACGAAGCACAAGUUUCAUCGUGGUCUAGCACCGACUUCUUUUUUUCAUAUGAUGUCUCUUCAAGUGACAUAUUCGGUGGUUUAUUGUUGCAAUCUGCAUCUCUGCAUGACAUUGAUCAGAGAGAGAUGUUUUCUCUUUACGUUUUCCCCGGCAAUGGUCAGCAUAGGAAGGUUUUCAGAAAGGAAGUGGUAUUUGUAGUAGACGUUAGUGGAAGCAUGAGGGAGGGGCCUCUUGAGAAUACAAAAGUAGCUCUGUUGGCAGUCCUCUCGAAGCUCAGCCCUCUAGAUUAUUUUAACAUCAUAGCUUUCAAUGAGAGCACUCAGUUAUUCUCAUCAUCAUUGGAGCCAGCAACCAAGGAGGCAAUCGAAAAUGCCACUCAGUGGAUUAGCAGAAGUUUUAUUGCCGAGGGUGGCACUAACAUCUUGCUUCCCCUAAAUCAGGCACUCGAAAUGUUGGCCAAAACCAAAACUAGUGAAUCUGUUCCUCUCAUUUUCCUGAUUACUGAUGGCACUGUUGAAGAUGAAAGACAUAUCUGUAAUGAAGUGAAAAGUCGUCUCUCUGAUGGAAGAUCGAUUUGUCCCCGAAUUUCCACUUUUGGCAUAGGUUCAUAUUGCAAUCACUACUUCCUACAAAUGCUAGCACACAUUGGGAGGGGCUAUUACAGUGCUUCAUAUGAUGUAGAUUCGAUCAACCUUCAAAUACAAACACUGUUCAAUACUGCUUCGGCAGUCAUCCUUGCGAAUAUCGGUAUUGAUGCAUUUGAAUGUCUGGAUUCACUUGAGAUAUACCCAAAUCACAUCCCAGACCUUUCCUCAGGAAGUCCAUUGAUUGUAUCGGGGAGAUACCAUGGAAACUUUCCAGACUCUUGUAAAGCAAGUGGAAUCUUGCCAGAUAUGAGCAAUUUCAUCGUCGAUUUGAAAGUACAAAAACCGAAGGGUAUGGCUCUGGACAGGGUAUUGGCGAGGAGACAAAUUGAUAUUAUCUCAGCUCAUGCUUGGUUGACAGAAAGCAAACAAUUAGAGGAGAAGGUCACAAAAAUGAGCAUACAAACAGGGUUUCUAUCGGAGUACUCCCACAUGGUUUUGGUUCAGACUGAUAAAGGAAAGCAAGCUUCUGAUUCAAUGUCAAAACAAGAGAAGGUGGCCCAACCGAGUGGCAAGCAAAUAAUUUCCCCACGGAAGCUAGGUAUCGGCUUUAGAAAAAUUUCCCUGAAGAAGGUGGCUCAACCGAAUGGCGAGCAAAUAAUUUUCCUACGGAAGCUGGGUAUCGGCUUUGGCAACUUGGUUGCAACUGCUGAGAACCGUCCUCCAUGUCGCGAAGAAGUAAAUCUACACGCAACCUCAGAAGUCAUUGCAAAGGCUGCUGUACGUUGUUGCAGUAGGGUUGUUGAUCGUUGCUGUUGCAUGUGCUGCAUCCAGGCUUGUUCAUGGAUGAAUGACAAAUGUGCAAUUGCUCUCGCACAGCUCUGCACUGCCCUUGCCUGCCUUGAGUGCCUCAAUUGUUGUUGUGAAGUCUGUUUUUCGUGUGACUGCUUCUGAAAAGGGAAGAAAAAAACAGCCCGAAUGUAUAUAUUGGUGGCUGCUUCUGAAAAGGGAAGAAAAAAACAGCCCGAAUGUAUAUAUUGGUGUGUUGGUUGGCUCUGUUGUGUCGCAACCUGUUGCUGUUCGUUGUAUUAUAGUGUUAUGCGUUUCUCCUCCUUCCUGGUUGCAGUUGGAAAAUGCUGAUUUGUUCAGUUACAUUACUUUUUUUAACCAGCUGCGACACAGCUCGAUGUACUUGCAUACAUUCCAGGAGUUCAAUUAACCAAUCUAUUCAAGUUUUUUUUUUU